GUGUCUUCUUUUAAGGCUUCUUAAGAUAAGAAUUUUGUGUCUUAUUUAACUGUGGGCAGUCCCAAAAUAACUCGAAACAUGUCCUUAAAUAAAUGCUCAAAGUGUUCAAUCACGCUGCGGUUCACCGAACUUGUGGUUUUUCACUCCCAACAGAUCCCUUAGAGAGAAAAACAUGACAUAUCUAUCAAAAUUUUGAAAAUUAUUCAUACUUUGGUUUUUAACCUCAGUCUUAAAUAAAUAUCAUAAGAUUUAAAGUCUACUUUGAGUGGUUAAAAAUAUUUAAGACUUUACAAUAUACCUUGAAUCUACAAACGAGGCGUAACUAAAAAGGAUAUCGAGUGGUAUAUUUUUAUAAUGAUUGUUCAUAUGUCAUUAAAAUUAAUGUUAUAAAAACUGGUUCGUUUCGGCUAAAUACGUCACAGAUAUGAUACCAAGAAUUAUCUAAUUGAUGAAUAAUUUUGAUGCUUUAUAUUUUUUGUUGUUGUGAUCUUUCCAGGAGGCCAACUCCGCCAGUGAAUCAUUAGCUCUUUUGGCCGUGCCUACCGCAACAAAAAGCAAAAGUUGCCAAAGACGAAAACCGCAAGACGCAAGAAGAAAAGAAAGAGACUCCCCCUAUAAGGGGUUCAGCCCCCAACUGACGUCACACGAGAGGAGUCGUGAGUGCUAAACCGGCGAAAAGGCUGGAUCGCAUUGACGGAAAUGUUGUGCGGCGCGAUCCCUGCUAAUUGAGUUGAAAGAUGUGCGGCAAAUCAAAUUAGUGCCCCAUACUGUCACCGCUGGAAUCUGGCUGACUGGGCGACCCGGUCUGUCAUAACAAUUAGCGCAUUUCGGAGAAGAUUUGCGGCUAUAAAAGCGAACGACAGACGGUAGAUAAGGCACAGAACCCCAAGGAACUCCAGAAGUAGUAGACAUAUCAAGUCAUAAACUCCAAAUCAAACCCAUCUUUGAGAAAUACACACAAAUACCUGAUAAACAUGAAGUGCCCCAUCAUCUUCGUUGUGAUCUUCAUGAUCAUUAGCUUGAGCCUGAUCGAGGGAGCUCCCAUUAGCAAGGACAACGGGGACCCAGGAUUCGUUUCGGCCACGGAUAUUACAGGAGAGCAAGUGCGCCAAAAGCGAGCUAGUGCGGAUUAUUACCAGGGCGACUACUUCAUCUGCUAUCCCAAGAGUGCGGUCUACGGAAAGCAUGGAUACGGUGGAUCCAAUCGCAGGUCCUACGACUCGGAGGACUAUGCCCCGCACUAUCUGGCCGACGAUCCUUUGGCCGUCCGCCAGGCUCGUGCUGAUGCCAGAAGAGCCGCCUACACCGACAGCUUUGGCAAAUAAGCCAGGCACUACUGUUAUUACAUAGAUACCAAAAAACCCAUCUAAAAUGUUUGGGAGAUGCACAGGUCUAGCUUUAAGAAUUGUACAAAUAUUAUUAUUGUUAUUUAUUGAAUUCAAAUGAAAUUAUGAUUAAAAGAAAAUAAAUCAA
Messenger RNA from Drosophila biarmipes, 1473 nucleotides. RefSeq lists its product as uncharacterized. The transcript has a single exon. NCBI's taxonomy places the organism in Eukaryota, Metazoa, Arthropoda, Insecta, Diptera, Drosophilidae. The record is from RefSeq and is a predicted model, not a curated record. The coding region runs from base 975 to 1325 and encodes 116 amino acids.